Molecule: messenger RNA, 399 nt
Organism: Helianthus annuus (common sunflower)
Lineage: Eukaryota; Viridiplantae; Streptophyta; Magnoliopsida; Asterales; Asteraceae
Exons: 2
Coding region: 1-399 (132 amino acids)
Source: RefSeq, a predicted model, not a curated record
AUGUCGAAUCUUGCAAAGCUUGAGUUUAUGGCUUUAGACAUCAUUGGAAAAAAUUAUUUGUCAUGGGCUUUGGAUGCUGAAAUCCAUCUAAAUGCCAAUAACCUUGGGGAAACAAUUAAAGAAGGAAAUAAAACGAGUACCCAAGAUAAGGCAAAGGUAAUGAUUUUCUUACGCCACCAUAUUCAUGAGUCAUUGAAAAAUGAAUAUCUCACUAUCAAAGAUCCACUCGUCCUAUGGACCAAUUUAAAAGAAAGAAUCACGUCACAGUUGAUUCUAUGUGGAGAAAAUAUUACUGAUAAGGAGAUGUUGGAAAAAAAACAUUCUCCACCUUUCACGCCUCAAACAUUGUCUUGCAACAACAAUAUCGUGAAAGGGGCUUCACCAAAUACAGUGACUUAA